Leptidea sinapis is the source of this 1962-nucleotide messenger RNA. RefSeq names its product lachesin-like. NCBI's taxonomy places the organism in Eukaryota, Metazoa, Arthropoda, Insecta, Lepidoptera, Pieridae. The coding region runs from base 258 to 1460 and encodes 400 amino acids. The record is from RefSeq and is a predicted model, not a curated record. The transcript has 10 exons. Gene Ontology annotation, cellular component: neuron projection.
UGGGUCGCCCGGAGAUCGCAGCUACGCUUUUCGCGCCAAAACGAUUCAACCGAUUCACGUUCGCGCGACGUCAAACGCAACCACUUUAUAACCGGCAUUCUCUCUGCCCACAAGCGUCCUAUGAAUAUUUAAACAAUUCAACGAAUCAAUGGGCGAACUUCGUGGUUGCAUCGAACUUGAUUAUACAUUUCGUUGCUUCUAGACACCGAUGUAUAUAUUAUAGUAUGAUAUGUUUGUAAAAUGAAAAGUUUAUAAACAUGCACUUUCCGCGGUAUGAUUUGUGUAUGGCUUUUCUAAUUAUUUACGAUAUAGCCUCUUCUGAUGCGGCGGUCGACGAAUCAUUAUUCCCGCGUUUCGUGGAACCGGUGACAAAUGUCACGGUAACAGUUGGUCGUGACGCACUGCUGGCUUGCGUUGUUGAAGACUUGAGAAGUUACAAGGUCGCUUGGGUGCGGGUUGAUACUCAGACAAUCCUGAGUAUACACCACAACAUAAUAACACAGAACCCUCGCAUCAGCCUCUCGUACAACGACCACAGAUCCUGGUACCUGCACAUCAAGAACGUGCAGGAGGUGGACCGAGGCUGGUACAUGUGCCAGGUCAACACGGACCCCAUGAGGUCCAGGAAGGGAUACCUGCAAGUUGUUGUGCCGCCAAUAAUAAUAGACAACAUGACAUCGAGUGACAUGGUGGUACGCGAGGGUACGAACGUCACUAUGGUAUGUCGAGCGACCGGCUACCCGGAACCAUAUGUCAUGUGGAGACGCGAAGAUGGUCAAGAAUUCAACUGUAAUGGCGAGUCAGUUAAUGUAGUUGACGGAGAGAAUUUAACAAUAUCGAAAGUGUCGAGGCUCCAUAUGGGUGCCUAUCUGUGCAUCGCGUCCAAUGGAGUCCCGCCAUCUAUUAGCAAGCGAGUCGUUUUAAUGGUCCAGUUCCCGCCGAUGCUAUCGAUCCCGAAUCAGUUAGAGGCUGCGUAUAUAGGACAAGACGUCACUCUCGAAUGUCACACGGAGGCCUUCCCAUCCUCUAUAAAUUACUGGACUACGGACAGAGGAGACAUGAUCAUAUCAGGAAAUAAAUACAUGACCUCAUUAAGUGAUGAUGCCUAUAGCAGAAAGAUGAAAUUAACGAUCAAGCGUGUGUCGGCAAGGGAUUUCUCCUCAUACCGCUGUGUUGCGAAGAAUUCUUUGGGCGAGACAGACGGUCUUAUACGGCUUGAUGAAAUUCCCGCGCCAUCAACAAUAACAACGACGGUUAACAUCGUUCCCACAUUUCCACAAAGGAAAAAAGGUAAACACAGAAACAGGUGGCGAGAUAGUUCAGCUGACAACAGAGUGAUUGGGGAUUAUGAAGUUGAGGAAUGGAAAGACAUGGAUUAUGAAUCCACACAGUCUUCAGGGUUAUGUUCAUUGCACGGAAAUUUUCUAAUAACAGUUAUAGCUUUGUUAGUAAUCAGCUGACAUAAAUUGUUUUUACUAUAACUUUAGUGCCGACAGUAUUAAUGUUCAAUUAAAAGUAUUGUUACAUCGAAUGGUUUUAAUGUAUAUUAAUUAGAAAAAGUAUAAAUUUAAGUGCAUUUGUUCUUAUUUUGUUAGGGUCUAGACCUUCUUAGAAGAUUUCUUGUAUAUACAUUAAUAAACAAUUAGUAUUUCGUUCCGUACAAAUUGAAUAAUAAUAUUUUGUUUAUUAUCUUAUUUUAAGGCUGGGAACCGAACCCAUGGCCUUGAGGAAUCUAGCGGAGCUAGGUUAACUCUCUCGCACAAGAUCGCCAUAGUUUUAAUUCAGAAUUAGAAGCAUUUUUAAUUUAUUACAAACAUCAUACGAUUUUCUUUACAAAACUAUCAAAAUGACAGAUGACACAGCAUGUUAAAUGCAUUGGUGUACAAUUCAUAAAUUUCCGUACAAUUUAUAACUAGAUUGAAUAUUUGCUUCAACUGUAAAAGUUAGGGGUAUUUUGGUGAU